Sesamum indicum (sesame) is the source of this 1803-nucleotide messenger RNA. RefSeq lists its product as uncharacterized. The record is from RefSeq and is a predicted model, not a curated record. NCBI's taxonomy places the organism in Eukaryota, Viridiplantae, Streptophyta, Magnoliopsida, Lamiales, Pedaliaceae.
CACAAAGUCUCGCACGUUGUGUGGCGGCCCACGGUCGGUAGGUCUUCCCGCUACUCACCCCACAUCUUUACUACAUUACCAGUUCUAAUCCUACUAUACUACUACUACAUCUACAUACUUCUCCUCUUCACAAGCCAAAACCAAAACUUCUUCUUCCCAUUAAAGUUUUCCCUUCAAAAACUCUUCUCUCAACCUCUUUAUUCUAUCCACACACGCACGAAACUCCUCCCAUGAGAACGUUGUGCCCCAACCUCGACCGCGAAGAUGCCCUCGAGACAGUGCUCGAGGUACCGAUCCCGGAAGAGAUGUUUGCUUCCAACAAGCACAAGUCCUGGCAGAACAUGAAGUCUUGGAUGAUGAGGCCACAAGUCGACCGCCCGACAUCCCUUUUUGGAGGCCGGGCUGCCGAGAUUCAGUUCUUGCUCGGUGUCGUUGGUGCACCAUUGAUCCCUCUUCCUAUAAGGUGUGAUCGUACCGUUAACGAUAACAUCAAAGACCAUCCCAUUGAGAGUUCCAUGGCCAAAUACAUUGUGCAACAGUACAUAGCGGCUGCAGGGGGAGAACAUGCUUUGAACUCUAUCGACAGUAUGUAUGCGGUGGGGAAGGUGAAGAUGGCUGCAUCAGAAUUUGUGGCUGGAGAUGACUUGAUCAGCCUAACCAACUCUAAGGUUACAAAGAUGAAGAACAUGAAGCACGGGCCAGGUGAAAUUGGAGGGUUCGUUUUGUGGCAGAAAAGUCCUGAUUUGUGGAGUUUGGAGUUGAUGGUUUCAGGGUAUAAAAUCAGUGCUGGUAGUGAUGGUAAGGUGGCUUGGAGACAAACUCCAUGGCAGCAUUCUCAUGCGUCCCGCGGUCCACCUAGGCCUCUUCGCCGAUCGUUGCAGGGACUUGAUCCAAGAUCAACAGCGAACUUGUUCUCCAAUUCCAUCUGCAUUGGUGAGAAGACGAUCAAGAACGAAGACUGCUUUGUCUUAAAGCUGGAGGCUGAUCCGUCCACCUUGAGGGCAAGAAGCAGCAAUAAUGUUGAGAUAAUCAGGCACACAAUUUGGGGCUGUUUCAGCCAAAGAACGGGCCUUCUAGUCCAACUAGAAGACUCACAUCUCCUCAGAAUAAAGGCCCCUCAAAAUGAUGUCUUCUGGGAGACAACGAUGGAAUCAUCAAUCCAAGAUUACAGAACGAUUGAUGGUGUCAACAUAGCACACUCCGGGAGGACCUCUGUUUCGCUGUUCAGGUUCGGAGAAAAUGCUGAAAGCCACACCAAAACAAGAAUGGAAGAGAUUUGGAGCAUUGAGGAGGUGGACUUCAACAUUAAAGGGCUGUCGAUGGACUGUUUCUUGCCUCCGGCUGACUUGAAAAGGGAGGACGAGGGCUGUGGUGUGGUUGCUGGCGGAGAUGUGACGAAAAACGGAAUGUUGCCGUACAAGAUUUUGGCCAACUCGUCUAGGAUGGUUGGUGCAAAAGGUGCAAGAAAAGUAGUGGCUAUUGAAGAAGAUAGUUUGGAGAUGUUUGAAACAGAUGAAGAGUUGUAAAGACUGUAGCAUGUUUGAUCUUUGGUCAAAUUUUUGUACAUAUAGAUAUAGUCUCUGGCCUGGCGCCAGUGAAGCCAAGGAUUCCAAUAUUUAGAACUUAUGGAGGCCUUCUUUCGAGCAACUGAUCUUUGAAAGCAGCAUCACAGCUCCAACACACACACACAUACACUUCAGACAGUUUUUGCAAGUGACUAAGUUAGGUAUCAUUCAUGCUAUGUCUGUUAUUCUGUGCACCAGAAACAUGGAUUAUUGAUACAUACCUCUUAUUUUUCGUGUA